UGCUUGUCUAGCAUCCACACAGACUACGUAGAUCGUUCCGGUUUUUUCUUUGCAUGUCUUUUGUUACCGGUUAAUGUUACAUAAUGUGGUUCGAUUAACUUUAAAUUACGCGUGGUACAACAUCGGAUUUGUACGGGCAGGUUCGUUUCGUUUGGCAGAGUUCAACGGCCUUCUGCUUGUGUUUUCUUUCCUUUUCCGCUCGUUCUUUGUGCAUGACUAUUGUUUAGUGUAGAGUAAGAUAAAGGCAAGCAUGCGCUCGCAGUGACCUUGGAAUUUAAACUAUUUUUUACGUGGUUAACUUUGAUUAAUUUGCUAGCAAUCGACAACAAUAUUAGUUUUUAAGAUUAUCAACGCUAACGGACGCAUACGAUCAUGUCACGAUCGAGCGUCACGAUUGUGGUGAUCGUGAUUGCAUGUGGGUUGCUUCCAUGGAUGGUAUUGGCGGGGCGUAGUAAAGGUGGCGCUAUGAAAUUCACCUGUUCGAACGAUGAGUUUCAGUGCGAUAAUGGGGCAUGCAUUCCAAAGGCGGGACACUGUAACGGAAGCAAGGAUUGUACGGAUGGCAGUGAUGAGCAGGGUUGUGAUUUCUUCCUAUGUCGUAAGCCCAUGUGGUACAGGUGUAAGAACGACGAAACGUGUAUCAGUGCGUCGUUCCUGUGCGACAAACAUAAGGAUUGUCCGCUAGGAGAUGACGAAGAAAACUGUGAAAACUUUGAAGUACCACACGUGCCAGUACCCUGCAGUAAAUUCGAGUUCACCUGUACGGAUAAAAUGUGUAUUCCUUUGGAUUUAGUUUGCGACGGAGAGCAGCACUGUUUGGAUGGAUCGGAUGAGACGAUCGGGUGCAUGGACAUCGAAAGUAAGUGCAAGGGAUUUCUUUGCAAGAACAAACACUGCAUCAAGAAUCACGACUGGGUGUGCGACGGAAUCGACGACUGUGGAGAUGGAUCGGAUGAGAAGAACUGUUUUGCUGCUUGUAACCUCGAACACGGCAAGUACGAAUGCGCUGACAAUCGAACCUGUGUGGAUCUGGAGCAGGUCUGCGAUGGGAAGGAUGACUGCGGGGAUCGCAGUGAUGAAGGAGAACUGUGCAACUCGAAGGAGUGCGACACACUUAAAUGCCCAAAAAGUUGCAAGAAUACUCCCCAAGGAGCAGUUUGCCUGUGCAAGACGGGUUUCGUGUUCAACAAAAUCUCGAAAUCUUGUGAAGAUAUCAACGAAUGCGAGCGUUACGGGCUGUGCUCGCAAGGUUGCGUAAAUACUCCAGGCUCAUUUAAUUGCACUUGUGUCAACAAAUUCACUCUGCAGAAGGAUGGGCGUACGUGUGAACUUAGUGACGCUUCGGAAGCUCUUAUGCUAUACUCAACGCAGAAAUCAAUUGGUGCUCUGUACCUAACAUCCAAGCAUCAAUAUUACGUGGCAAAGGAUCUAUCGCAGGUGAUUGGGGUCAGCUACGAUGGAAAUCACGUCUACUGGACCGAUAUUUCCUUCAAAACGGAAUCGAUCGAACGCUCCCUGGAAGACGGUAGCAAACGGGAGUUGCUGCUCACUUCGGGGCUCUCUUCUCCUGAAGACCUGACACUGGAUUGGCUAACUGGAAACAUCUAUUUUAGUGACAGCGGCCACAUGAUGAUCGCAGUCUGCUCCAACAAUGGUUUCCACUGCAAGAUAUUGAUUAAAGAUAACCUCCACAAACCAAGGGGAAUUGCGUUACUUCCACAGAACGGAACCAUGUUCUAUUCGGAUUGGGGCGAUAAACCGAUGAUCGAAACCGCCAACAUGGACGGUACCAACAAGCGAGUGUUGGUCGAAAAAGAUAUCCACUGGCCCAAUGGUCUGAGUCUUGAUUGGCCAAACGGUCGGCUGUACUGGGUUGAUGCCAAACUGCGAAAGAUCGAGAGCGUACGCCUCGAUGGCAGUCACCGACAAACAGUUUUGAGCGAUGUGGUGAAGCACCCGUUUUCGAUUUCGCUCUUCAAUGAUCGCAUUUACUGGUCAGACUGGGACACCAAGAGCAUUCAAUCCUGUAACAAGUUUAACGGAAAAGAUCGCAAAACUUUAGUGCACGAUCGUCAAAUUUUCGAUGUUCAUGUGUACCACUCCAGUAUCAUGCCGAAAGGUGAUCAUCCAUGUAUUGGUAACCUGUGCUCGCAUCUCUGUCUGCUUGCUCCGAACAAUAACUACAGUUGCGCCUGUCCGUACGGCAUGGCCCUAAAACCAGACAAGCACUCUUGCCAGGAAGUCAUAAAACGUCAAUAUCUGCUCAUGGGAAUCGGCAACUAUUUAGUCCGCUUGGAUAUGCCAGCUUUCGGAAGACACGAAACCAGCAAGGGUGACGCGUUUCAAUUCUUCAUUUCUCGGAUGGUGUUCAACUCCAUCACGGGCGAGCUUUUCGUGGCUGACAAUAUUCAAAAGGUGAUUUUUACCGUUGAUAUAAAAGCGAAAACUUCGCGAAAGCUCAUCUCUACUGGAAUUGGAAACAUUACUGCCAUGGCCUUCGAUUUUCUCGGCAACAACCUGUAUUGGGCUGACAGUGAGCGAAGCACGGUGGAAGUUUUCUCGCUGCAAACUCAUCAUCGUUCGAUCCUGCAGCACUACCUCGGUACGGACACUCCGGUCGGUCUGGCAGUGAUUCCCGAACUCGGUAAAAUGUUUAUCGCACUACGGGCAGCGCUUCCGGUGCCGCAUACGCACAUCGACCGGCAGGACAUGAACGGUCGGGGUCCCCACACGCACAUCAUCGAGGAAAAGCUCAGCGGCAACGGUUCGUUUAAUUUCGUAGUGGACCGGGAUCUGCGCUCCGUCUACUGGAACGAUAUGGGUCUCAGCCGGAUCGAGUUCACCAGCUACGAAGGUGACACUCGGCAUUUGUUCCGCGAGUUUCUGCGCAUGCCGGUAUCGAUCGCAAUCGUCGAGGAUGGUCUCUUUUGGACGUGCUACAAAUCGCGGCGGCUGUAUUGGUCCGAUAAGCAUAACCUCGGGACGACAAAGAAGAUGAACAUAGAAAAACCACCGUUUGGAAAUUUGCCGGAUGAGAUCGUGCUACUGGCCAGUCAGCCAUUGCAGCGUUACGAUCAUCCCUGUCAGAAACAAAACGGAGGAUGCUCACACAUUUGCAUAGCUGCAGGCAUGUACAGCAGCUCGUGCGUUUGUCCUACGGGAAUGAUCUUUAGCUCGACGAAGAACACAACCUGCAUCGAUGCGAUCGAUUGCGAGUUCAAAUGCACCAGCGGUGAAUGCCUAACGAUCAGCAAACGAUGCAACGGGAAUGUGGAUUGUGCCGACGGAUCGGAUGAAAAGGGAUGCGAUGACCAAGCACGAUCAGCUAGCGUUGAGUGUCGAUUUGAUCAGUUCAUGUGUGCCGAUCGGAGCAAAUGUAUCGAUCAGAAGCUACGGUGCGAUAAACACUUCGACUGUCCGGAUCAGUCGGACGAGAAGAACUGCGAAAGCUACGACCCAGGUAAGGGUUGCCACGAGAACCAACAUGCCUGUCCGGAUGGGCUGUGUAUCGAUGUAAAUGCUCUGUGCGAUGGAUUUGAAGAUUGUUCGGACGGUUCGGACGAAAAAGAUUGCACAAAUUUGAACAAUGAAAAGCACAAUGCCACUACAUGCCCACCGAUGAUGUUUCGGUGCAACUCUGGUCAAUGUAUUCCCAAGUGGUGGGAGUGUGAUGGACAUCCGGAUUGUUCUGACGGUUCCGAUGAGCACGCCAAAUGUCUGAAGAAGGCUGAGUGUGCGAAGGGCUUCACCAAGUGUGCACUGGGACACUGCAUCGAAGAUCGGUUUGUUUGCGAUGGAAAUAAUGACUGCGGUGAUAAUUCGGAUGAACAGAACUGUACGGUCGAGGCUGAGCCAUGCGUGGGCUUGGAGGAAGAUAAUCCGACAAAGUUUUUAUGUCAUCGCUCGGGUAAGUGUCUGGAUAUUGCUGUGCGAUGCAAUGGUACUUCGGAAUGUCCACAUGGGGAGGAUGAGGCCGAUUGCAGCAACUGUGGGAUUCACGAAUUUCAAUGCAAGAGCGGAUCGUGCAUCAGAAAAGAGUGGCGAUGCGACAAGGAAAUCGAUUGUGAUGAUGGAAGUGACGAACUGGAUUGUGUGAAUGCCACGGCCGGAACGGAGAAACAGUUUUUCGUAGCUUGCGGAGAAGGGACAUUCGAGUGUAAACCAGGAGUUUGCAUCGAAAUGAGUAAAGUGUGCGACGGUAAAAAGGACUGCUCAAAUGGAAAAGAUGAAGGAAAAGGCUGUAAUGAUGCCUGCACGAAGAGCCCCUGUGAACAGAAGUGUAUCAAGACCCCGAGUGGGCCUGUUUGUGAUUGCCGAGUUGGGUUUACGCUGGCAGGAAACCGAAAAUCUUGCCUGGAUAUCAAUGAAUGUGUGGAAGGUAAACCAUGUGCGCAAAUUUGUACCAACACCCGAGGUUCCUUCCGCUGCUCGUGCAAUCCUGGGUUUAUGCUACGUUCGGAUAAGGUUUCCUGCAAAGCAGUUGGUCCCAAUCGAUUUGUUUUGUACACUUCGUACAACCAAAUUCGGAAGCUCGAAGUGACACCUCCCUCGAUUAGAGUUCUUCUGCAAACCAACCAAUCCAGUAUAACCGGUUUGGAUGUAGAUGUGCGCCGCCAGAAGCUUUACUACACCGACGAGUACAGCCCAGCUAUCAGCCAAUACGACCUGGCUGAAAACACCACCGAGACAAUUCGUAAUGUUGGCCAACCAGAUCACCUAGCUGUGGAUUGGAUCACUGGGAAUAUAUACUUCUUCGAUCACUCGGAACCCUCGAUCAAGUUGUGCUCCCCAAAGGGGAUAUCUUGUGCCCGUUUAAUAACUUUCUCCACCCAGGUGUUCAUAAAAGCUAUGGCUGUUGAUCCCAUCAACCAUGUUUUGUUCUUCGCUCAGAUGCACUUCUGGAUUUUCCAAGUGCCCCACUCUAUUAUCUAUCGAGCAAAUCUGGACGGCUCCCAUAUGGAAGUCAUCACCAAGGAUGUUUCCCACGUCACUUCCUUGCAGUGCGACAUUGAAAACCGGUUGCUCUACCUGACUGACAUGGGUACCAAAUCGAUCAAAGUAAUCGACUACGAGGGUAAGCAACUUCGAACCGUAGUAGAUAAACAACCGCUGGCGAUCAAUCGACCGAUCGGUUUCACGUUAUACGAAAAUACUGCCUUAGUUCUGAAUAUGGCUUCCUCGACUGUCGGUCAGUGCAAGCUCUACGGUGACUACGAAUGCAAACUGCUUGAGCUGAAUGUCCACAACUCCAACCAACUGCUGAUUGUUCAGAAAUCCCGUCAACCAAUGGUCGACAACGUUUGCGAUGCUGCUAAAAUCAACUGCAGUCUGAUUUGUGUUCCUACCGAAAACGGUGGCAAAUGUAUCUGCUAUAACGGUGAGCAUGUCCGUCCAGGAGAUCAGUGUCCUCAGAGCAUCGAAGCUAUUCAUGCAAAGGAACGAAUACCAACCGAGUCGCUAGUAGAUCCUACCGCGCAUCAAGCGUCUCACAGCAAUACAACAAGUGUCGUAGCAAACGUUUUUGUUUCUCUACUGGUAAUCGGUCUACUACUGGGAGCUGCCGUUUACUACUACAAGCGUCGCUUCAGUGAAAAAUUCGAAGUUGGUGUGCACUUCCACAACCCGGAGCUGAGUACAAUCGAUUCGGCCCAGGUAAAGAUGUUCCAGGGUGCCCCGAAGCUGAACGAAACCGCUACCCAUACGGAGUUGAUGAUAGAUACACCUCCCUUGCAUCAGACUGCCAUCGCCGGAUGCUCCACGGCAGCAUGUUCCGGUGCAGCGGUGCCGAGUUCGAGUGAAUCUAUCGUCACACCCCGGCAGCUGGAUGUCACCUGUACGGCGAUGGAGCUUGAAAAUAUGUCCGAUGCGGACUCGAUGAAGGAUGCCUACUGCUGUAUGUCUGAUGAUCCCAGACAGAGAUUGUUGAUGUGAUGGUUUAGUUUUUUGUUACUUUUGUUGGUAGAAAGUAUGAAUGCUUCUAGGUAUUUCGUAGUGUUUAGCUAUUUAAGUUUGUAGUUUGUAGAAAUGUUUUGUUAUUUGAUUGUACCAAAUAGAAUUGUUAACUGUAGAA
Wyeomyia smithii (pitcher-plant mosquito) is the source of this 6070-nucleotide messenger RNA. RefSeq names its product putative vitellogenin receptor (gene yl). The record is from RefSeq and is a predicted model, not a curated record. The transcript is spliced from 6 exons. Bases 373 to 5931 code for a protein of 1852 amino acids. NCBI's taxonomy places the organism in Eukaryota, Metazoa, Arthropoda, Insecta, Diptera, Culicidae. Gene Ontology annotation, molecular function: calcium ion binding; protein binding.